CACUGUUGAAAUCCAGAGCUGUUAGAAAAAUGGUACAUUAUUAUUAUGUAGUGUAGUUACAGUAUCAGAGAACAGCUGAAUAUAGAAUUGUAAAUAAUAUUUACAGCACUGUUUACAUACAUUAUUAUUGAUUAUUAUCGACAAGCAAAUCAUAAUUCAAGGAGUGAACCGGCAAUGCAAUAAAUAGCUGUUGCAAAUGUUUUUAUAUUCUCCUGUUGAUGAGAUAUCAUAUUUGUUUACAACAUACAUUCUACUGUUUGCAAAUAUUCAUGACCUUGAAUCAAGCUCACAAAUUCAUAUGCAUAGGCUCUCAAUUUUUAUUUUUUAUUGUCAUAUGUUUAAAUCUAAGACCUUAAAAUAUAUUAAUAACAACAACCAAUAGUGAUGUCUUGCUAAAGUUCAGAACCUCAGAAGUUAAUUUGGAGCAAUAGAUGUUGCAUUGUUGAUAUUAUGCACCAGACCAAAACAAGUUCAACCUAGAUACACCAAACCUUUGGAACUGGUUGAUACAAAAAUCAGUUACCAGUAAGAUGGCUUAUAGAGUAGUGCUUGGCCCAUGUAUUGCAAGCUAAGGGCUGAGAUAUUGAGAUUCAUGGAGUUUGCAAGUGCAGACUGUUAGUACACUCAGUCAGCAAAAAGGGUAAAAGAGGUUGCUGGCAGCUGAUGAAGAGGCUAAAAAUAACAUUAUUAAGGAGAUAAACAUCUUGAAGAAAAUAUCUGGCCAUCCUAAUAUCAUACAGUAUUUAUCAGCAUCUUACAUUGAUAAGUCACAAACAACUCAUAGCCAGUCUGAAUUCCUUUUAGUAACGGAAUUGUGUCCAGGAGGUUCUUUGGUUGACAUUCUACAAGCUCGCACCGCUCCUCUAGAUGCUGAUUCAAUCACUCGAAUUUUCUAUCAAACAUGCAGGGCAGUAUCUCACAUGCAUUCUCAAAACCCUCCAAUAAUUCACAGAGAUUUGAAGAUUGAGAACUUGCUGAUAAGCGCAGAAUCCAGUAUCAAGCUGUGUGAUUUUGGCUCAGCUACAACUGAUAUAUAUACUCCAGAUACCACAUGGUCUGCCAAUCAACACACCUCCUUAGAGGAAAAUAUGGCGCGAUUCACAACGCCAAUGUACAGAGCUCCAGAAAUGGUUGAAACUUGGAAUAACCAUUAUGUUGGACCACCUGUGGAUGUAUGGGCGCUAGGAUGUAUCUUGUAUACACUUUGUUUUAUGAAACAUCCAUUUGAAGAUAGCGCAAAACUGAGAAUUAUAAAUGCAAACUACACACUUCCUGCUGAUUCAAGAUACAACUGUUUUCAUGAUAUCAUCAGAGGAUGUCUUCAAGCCAAUCCAAAUCACCGUCUCACCAUAUCCGGCGUGUUGGAGAGGAUAGCUGCGGUAGCUGAAACUAGAGGCUAUAAUUUGAAGCAUCCCCUCGUCUUCCAACACAACAUACCUGAUACCGAUGUUGGACAGCGAAUGCCAGAAAGAAAUAGUAGUAACGUUUGUUCACAACCACCUCCGAGACCGAGUCCACCUGUGGCCAUCAGUGAAUCUAAACCGCAGGCUCCACAUAACGCACCUCCACGGCCUCCUUCGAGUCCUAGGAGGCCUUCACUCACAACUCCUCAGCAAAGACCGCAACCGGAUGUGAAACAAUCGGGCUUGUUCUCAUCUUUGAAAGGAGGAGCAGGAUAUUUAUUCAAGAAUCUGAAAGAUACUAGUACAAAAGUUAUGGCUACUGUUCAACAGAGUAUGGCCAGGACAGAUUUAGAUAUAUCAUAUAUCACAUCUCGUAUUAUAGUGAUACCUUUUCCUUCAGAGGGGUUUGAAUCUACCUAUAAAACUAAUCAUAUAGAAGACGUCAAGAUGUUCUUAGAUUCCCGGCAUCCCAAUUCCAGGUACUCAGUGUAUAAUUUAUCUAGAAGGCCCUACCACUCCCGAUUUGGUCAAGCCAGAGUGGUAGAUUGUUCAUUCGCUUAUCCUGAACACUUCAGAGCACCCUUACUCAAUUCUUUGUAUCAAAUAAGCGAAGAUAUUUAUCAAUAUUUGGCGGGUGAUAGCAGAAAUGUGGCUGUGAUACACUGCACGGAUGGUAAGGCGACUUCAGCAACAAUGGUAUGUGGGCUGUUGAUCUACGCAGGAGUUUUUCGAGUACCAGAAGAUGCUCUUCAGAUGUUCGCAGUAAAAAGGUGUCCGCCUAACAUGCGACCAUCUGAGCUUAGGUAUCUUUACUAUUUGGCAGAUAUUGUUUCUAACCCGCCAGUAUAUCCGCACUAUAAGUCUGUCACGUUGGUGUCAUUGCAAAUGCAGCCUGUACCACUCUUCACGAAAAUACGUGACGGAUGUCGGCCCUAUGUUGAAGUAUUUAGUGAGAACAAAUGCGUUUUAUCUACCUUACAAGACUAUGAAAGGAUGAGAUUAUAUAAUAUUGCAGAGGGAAAGUGCCUGCUUCCGAUCAACGUUUCAGUGUGCGGUGACGUCUGUAUAAUAAUAUAUCACGCUAGGAACGUUUUGGGAGGCGUUAUGAGCCAAGGGAAGGCUACCGGGAUCAAAAUAUGUCAGAUACAACUGCAUACUGGAUAUAUUCCUGAGGAGGAGACAUGUUUACGCUUCAAUAAAUCGGAACUAGAUGACUUAUCCGAAAGUUCGGAUCAUUAUCAAGAUAGAUUCUCCGUUAAUCUCAACGUUUUUGUGAUGGAUACGGAACGAAAGCCUUCACAACCGCCUCCAUGGACGACUGAUAAAACCAUUAGGUCCGUUGAUACAGUAUUCUCAACACAGCUGGAAAAAGAUGAAACUAUAGACAAUUUUGCAAGUACGAAACCUGUUCAGAAUCCACCCGAACCUAUACCUGUAGAAAGACCCAGACGACCCAGUCGUCCUGCUCCGCCAGUCAUUGCUCAACUGGAGCAUGAGGACUCUGACAGCGGUUCCGAAAAUGAAAUGCCAACUGCAGCUCCCGUCGCAUCAUCCCGAACACUCGAAGAAUCCGUAGACCUCCUAAACCUGAACUCGAUGCCUCCCGGAACGAACCAAGGCACAAGUGACGGGAAACCCUCACCAAGUACCAACUUUGAUUUGCUGAGUGGCCUGGGCGACUUCCGUGCGCCGAAUCCACCCGCCGGUCCCAAACCAGCUGCUGCGCCGAUGGCGAACACCUUCGAUCCGUUUGGGCCACUGGGCGGCAGUGAAGAUGGGGCUAGUCUAUUGGGCGGAUGGGCGGCGCCGAAACAGGCACAGCAGGAACAGCAGCCGCAGAAGGCGCAACAGAGUACGGAUCCGUUUGCCGAUUUGGGGAGCCUGGGAAGCAGUAGCAGUAGUCAGAAUCUAAAUAGCAGCAUUCCGAAAACUUCUACGACUUUCCCUUCUGGUUCUCAAUCGCCAAAUAAUAGGGAAGGACCACCAACAACUCCAAUACAUGGUCCUACCACCCCGAAACAUCAGGCCAAGUCACCAUCCUCAGGACCCGAUUACAGUAGAUCUCAUUUCGAUGCAGUUAACAGGCCUCAAACGAACAAUUCAACCGCGCAACAAUCGAAACCGAAGUCGGAUGACGUAUUCGGUGAUCUCCUCGGCCAGCAGGGCUACACCUUCACCGGAAAGAAAGACAAUCUCCCUAGAAGUAUCAACGAAAUGCGGAAAGAGGAGAUGUCCACCUACAUGGAUCCGGAGACGAUGAAAGUCAUGGAAUGGAGAGAGGGAAAGAAGAACAACAUUCGUGCCCUUCUUUGUUCCAUGCAUACUGUUUUAUGGGAAGGAGGGAAGUGGCAGAAAUGCGAAAUGCAUCAGUUGGUCACGGCAGCUGAUGUUAAGAAAGCUUAUAGGAAGGCUUGUUUGGCUGUUCAUCCUGAUAAGCAAGUGGGAACUGAAAACGAGAAUCUUGCCAAGCUGAUCUUCAUGGAGCUGAACAAUGCAUGGAGCGACUUCGAGAACGAUGCUAGUCAACAGAACAUGUUCGCAAGUUAGAUAGUGUUGUUGUGACUCAUAGCAUCAAAUUUGCUUUAAGAAUCGUGAUCAUUCCAUAUUAUCUAUUUAUUCAAGUUUAAACGAUUUACUUGUUAAUGUUCUCAAAGCAGUGAAAUAUAUGUAAAAAAAUAUCGUCUGAAGAUUUUUGGAACAUGUAAAAGCAAUUGUAAUAUGGACAAUAUUUUCAUAUAGAUAUGAGCUUAUUAUGCGUUAGUUGACGAUUGUUUGUUUAUUUUUAUAUUGUAACUUCUUUUUUCGUGUAGCACAUUCGUUGAACCAAAUAUAUUUAUUUUUCCUAUUAUACAUAUUGCUUAGAUAAAUGCGAUAUGCUAGGAUUAAAUCGUUC
This is a messenger RNA of Acanthoscelides obtectus, 4296 nucleotides long. NCBI's taxonomy places the organism in Eukaryota, Metazoa, Arthropoda, Insecta, Coleoptera, Chrysomelidae. The record is from the annotation of a GenBank genome assembly.